AUGGCGGGCGGCGCGCGGCGCGGGGCGGAAGGGCGGAAGCGGCGCAGGGACAGGGGCGGUGCCGCGGACGGACUCAGUGCACGGGGGCGGGGCUGGCCGGCGCGGACCGGCGCGAGGCGGCAGCCGCGCUCCCCGAACCUCGGCGGCGCUGCGGCCGCGCCCGGACCGGGACCGUGGUCGGGACCGGCGGGUGCGGACGGUGAACGGGGCCGUCCGGCAGCGCCUGCCCCGCUCCGGCCCGGCCUCCAGAGCUCCGGGCCCGGCGGAGGAGCCCUGGCGCGCGCGGGAGCCCAGCUGCUCUGGAGUGCCUGGAGUGCCACGGUGGAGCGCAGAACCCACGGGCUCGCUGCAGGAUUUAGGUCACCCUUGCUGUGGAGCACACAGGACCUGGGGACUGAGCUUGCCCUAAAAGAAAUCAUGUCAUCAGGGGGAGCUGAAGAUGAUAUUCCUCAAGCAGAGAGAAAAACGGUGACAGACUUUUGCUACUUAUUGGAUAAAUCUAAGCAGCUCUUCAAUGGCUUAAGGGAUUUACCUCAGUAUGGGCAGAAGCAGUGGCAAUCCUAUUUUGGGCGAACAUUUGAUGUUUACACCAAACUCUGGAAGUUCCAGCAGCAGCACCGACAAGUGUUGGACAAUCGGUAUGGGUUGAAGAGGUGGCAAAUUGGGGAAAUUGCUUCCAAGAUUGGGCAGCUCUAUUACCAUUAUUACCUGCGCACCUCCGAAACCAGCUAUCUCAACGAGGCGUUCUCCUUCUACUCCGCCAUCAGGCAGAGGUCCUACUACUCCCAGGUCAACAAAGAAGACAGGCCUGAAUUAGUGGUUAAGAAGCUGCGUUACUAUGCAAGGUUUAUCGUGGUUUGUCUCCUGCUCAACAAGAUGGAUGUUGUAAAGGACCUUGUAAAGGAGCUGUCAGAUGAAAUUGAAGAUUACACGCAUCGCUUCAAUACUGAAGAUCAGGUGGAGUGGAACCUGGUUCUUCAGGAGGUGGCAGCAUUUAUUGAGGCAGACCCUGUCAUGGUUUUAAAUGAUGACAACACCAUUGUAAUCACCUCUAACAGGCUUUCUGAGACGGGAGCUCCGUUGCUGGAGCAGGGCAUGAUAGUGGGACAGCUUGCUCUUGCAGAUGCGCUCAUUAUUGGGAACUGCAACAACCAGGUCAAGUUCAGUGAAUUAACAAUCGACAUGUUCCGAAUGCUGCAAGCCCUGGAGAGGGAACCCAUGAACUUGGCAUCACAAAUGAACAAACCUGGAAUGCAGGAGUCGACAGAGAAACCAGCCAGGAGGGAAAACCCCCAUAAAUACCUACUUUAUAAACCAACUUUUAGCCAGCUAUAUACAUUUUUAGCAGCAUCAUUUAAGGAGCUGCCUGCCAACAGCGUGCUGCUGAUUUACCUGUCUGCCACGGGCGUGUUCCCAUCAGGUCGUUCGGAUAGUGAAGGUCCGUACGAUUUUGGGGGCGUGCUGACCAACAGUAACCGCGACAUCAUCAAUGGGGACGCCAUCCACAAGCGCAACCAGUCCUACAAGGAGAUGCACUGCCUUCACCCUGGAGAUCUCUACCCUUUCACCAGAAAGCCCCUGUUCAUCAUCGUGGAUUCUUCCAACAGCGUUGCCUACAAGAAUUUCACAAACUUAUUUGGACAGCCAUUGGUGUGCUUGCUUUCUCCAACAGCAUAUCCAAAAGCAUUGCAAGAUCAGUCUCAGCGGGGUAGCCUCUUCACACUCUUUCUGAACAAUCCGUUAAUGGCAUUCCUGUUUGUCUCUGGAUUAUCAAGCAUGCGCCGAGGCCUGUGGGAGAAGUGUCAGGAUUACCUCAGAAAAAUCAACCGGGACAUUGCCCAGCUGCUGACCCACUCCCGCUCCAUAGAUCAGUCCUUUCUUCAGUUUUUCGGGGAUGAAUUUCUUCGCUUGCUUCUCACAAGAUUUAUCUUCUGUUCGGCUACUAUGAGGAUGCACAAAAUCUUCCGGCAGGAGACUCGAAAUUAUCCUGAAUCUUAUCCUCAGCUGCCAAGAGAUGAAACGGUGGAGAACCCUCACCUCCAAAAGCACAUUUUGGAGCUGGCUUCCAUACUGGAUGUUAGGAAUGUUUUCCUGGAAAACACACUCGAUGACUAUUAAAAGAAACUGUCUUAGUGCAAAGGGGAUUCCCUGGCCACAGAUUUUGAAUGGUGCAGUUUUAUAAUGUGAAAAUCAUAAAAGGAAGUACUUGAUUUUAUUUUUAAAUUUAGGACCAUUAUUUUAAAAAGUAAUAAUAAACAGCUGUUAGUUGAGCUGUUCCAUUCUGUAUGGGGUCAAUUUUAUAAGCAGAAGUUUUCAUGUCUUUUAAAUGUUAAACUAAAGAAUCACUAGAGGUUUAUUUCUGGUCUUGUGGCUGUCAACCACAUUUCCAACAGCUGAUCCUAAGCAUAGAGGUAUUAUUGGUUACCUUUAGCCCAUAUUUGUGGAAAUCCUUUAUUUUUGUACAAUUUUAAGAAAUUGGAAAGAAAAAAAAUCAACAGAAAAAAACCAAUAUUUUAUCCCCAAAGAGUUUGGAUUUGAAAUGGUAAAGAUGGAACCACACAGUGCAAACCAACAAUAGCAAUAACACAGAUUCCUUCAUAACAAAUAUAUUUUUUCAGUCUUAGGCAAGUGAGGAGACAAAACUG
Catharus ustulatus (Swainson's thrush) is the source of this 2645-nucleotide messenger RNA. RefSeq names its product suppressor of cancer cell invasion (gene SCAI). Gene Ontology annotation, molecular function: transcription corepressor activity. Bases 1 to 2118 code for a protein of 705 amino acids. Gene Ontology annotation, cellular component: nucleus. Gene Ontology annotation, biological process: DNA-templated transcription. NCBI's taxonomy places the organism in Eukaryota, Metazoa, Chordata, Aves, Passeriformes, Turdidae. The transcript has 20 exons. The record is from RefSeq and is a predicted model, not a curated record.